Linum trigynum is the source of this 954-nucleotide messenger RNA. NCBI's taxonomy places the organism in Eukaryota, Viridiplantae, Streptophyta, Magnoliopsida, Malpighiales, Linaceae. The record is from the annotation of a GenBank genome assembly.
AUGGAGCCUGCUGAUGGAUCAUCGCCUGGACCAGCGUUGGAGGAAGGGAUCGCGUCCGUCUUCAGCUCAGCCCCUGCCCUCAUGGAGACCGACGGCUUCAGCAACAGACUUAAGGAGUUCCUCGACCUCCACUCCGUCGCAGCAGGAGGUGGAAGGAAGGUCGUCUGCAUCACAUCUGGUGGCACAACGGUUCCGUUGGAGCAACGCUGCGUUCGUUACAUUGAUAAUUUCAGCUCGGGCCAUAGAGGAGCAGCGGCAGCAGAGUACUUCAUUGAGGCUGGUUAUGCGGUUGUGUUUCUGUAUAGGAUAGGAAGCGUGUUGCCAUAUACCCGUUCGCUUCCUGAUGAGCCAUUGCUUGAAUGUCUUGAGCUCGAUGAUGACUCCAACAUUCGAGUGCGGAAAUCAUGUGCGGAAGCAGUGAAGAAAUAUCAUGCUGCUGUUGCAGGAAACCUACUCAUAAAACUUCCUUUCACUACUAUAUUUGAGUAUCUUCAGAUGUUGCAAAUUGUUGCCCAAGCAAUGAAGCCUCUUGGGCGAUAUGCCAUGCUCUUCCUUGCCGCAGCAGUUUCAGACUUCUACAUCCCGUGGCAGAGCAUGGCAGAACACAAGAUUCAAUCUGCAUCUGGGCCUCUGGAUAUGCGACUUGUUCAAGUGCCCAAAAUGCUGUCUAUCCUAAGAACAGAAUGGUCCCCACUGGCUUUCUGCAUAUCAUUCAAGUUGGAGACAGAUUCGAAGAUUCUUCUGGAGAAAGCUGACAUGGCUCUUAGAAAGUACAAGAUGCAUAUGGUCGUGGCGAAUGAGCUGCAGACGCGUAAAGAAGAGGUUAUAGUCGUCACCUUGGAUGAAAAGAUCCCAGUUCACCGUGACAAGUCGCAGCCUGAUUCUGAUGUGGAACAGCCACUAGUUGAGCUCAUUGUUGACAAGCAUUCUACUUACAUCAAUAACCACAGAUAG